Phalacrocorax carbo (great cormorant) is the source of this 4915-nucleotide messenger RNA. Lineage: Eukaryota; Metazoa; Chordata; Aves; Suliformes; Phalacrocoracidae. The record is from RefSeq and is a predicted model, not a curated record.
GCGGCUGCGGCGCGGCGAAAACGCGCCCCGCGGGCGGGCGGGCGGGCGGUGGCGGCGAUGAAAUUCCCGGGCUCCGUCCUUGUCUCCCUCAUCCUCUUCGUGUCGGAGACGGCGGCCGCCCUGUGCCUGAGCGGGGCGUACCGCGCGGCGGGGGACCGCAUGUGGCAGUGGCUGACGCUGCUCUUCGCCCUCCUGCCCUGCGCGCUGGUGCAGCUCAGCCUGGUCUUCAUCCACCGCGACGUCAGCCGCGACCGCCCGCUGGUGCUGCUGCUGCACCUCCUGCAGCUGGGGCCCCUCGUCAGGUGUGUGGAAGUCUUUUACAUUUACUUCCGUGCUGGCAGAGUUGAAGAGCCCUAUGUCAGCAUCACGAAGAAAAGGCAGAUGCCCAAGGAUGGGUACUCUGAAGAAAUUGAGAAGGAAGUAGGCCAGGCUGAAGGCAAGCUGUGUACGCACAGGUCUGCAUUCAGCAGGGCAUCUGUGAUCCAGGCGUUCCUCGGCUCAGCACCCCAGCUCACGCUCCAGCUCUACAUCUGUGUCCUGCAGCAGGAGAUCACAGCUGCCAGAAGUAUUUUUAUGGUCCUUUCUCUCCUGUCGAUUGUAUACGGCGCCUUACGCUGCAACAUCCUGGCUAUUAAGAUUAAGUAUGAUGAUUAUGAUGUCAGCGUGAAACCAGCCGCCUACCUAUGCAUAUUCCUGUGGAGAAGCUUUGAGAUUGCUACACGGGUUACGGUGUUGGUCCUUUUCAGUUCAGUCCUUCAAAUUUGGACUCUUCCUGUUGUGCUAGCGAAUUUCUUUGGUUUUUUCUUCUACCCGUGGAUCCUUUUCUGGCAAAGCAAGUCCCCAUUUCCCGAGAACAUAGAGAAGGCAUUGAGCAGGGUCGGCACUACCAUCGUCUUGUGCCUUCUCACCUUCUUGUAUGCUGGCAUUAACAUGUUCUGCUGGUCAGCGGUGCAGGUAAAGCUCAAUGAUCCUGACUUAAUUAACAAAUCCCAAAAUUGGUACCGACUGACUGUCUAUUACAUGCUGCGAUUCAUUGAGAAUGCCUUCCUCCUGCUGAUGUGGUACAUCUAUAAAACCGAUAUCUACCUGUAUGUCUGCGCCCCAUUGUUGGUCUUGCAGCUCCUGAUAGGUUACUGCAUGGCUGUCCUCUUCAUGUUGGUGUUCUACCAGUUCUGCCACCCGUGCAAAAAGCUUUUCUCAUCCAGCAUUUCCGAAGGCUUGAUGUCCUGUUUCAAGUUCCUCUGCUUUAUUUGCAAGCCUCCUGAAUCCACCGUACUGACAGAGAAGGCAGAGGUGAAAUCUGAAAAUACUGAUGAAACACGGAGCAGCAGCAAGACAAUAGAUUCUCAAAAGGGGAAUCCUCAUCAAAGUGUCUCUUCCAAUGCCUAAUACAACUGGAAGCAAGUAGGUGCCUUUGGAAGGUGGAAGAUCACCUGCUGGGAAUGUUGUGUUUCUUGGACAUUGUGUCUUGCGGGUGGGAUUUCUUUAUUGCAGGUAUAGCACUGCAUGACGACUUGACAAGCCUACCUUUGCGGAAAACUUAGUGUAUGAGUAUGUGUAUCUCUAUGUGUUUGUGUAUGGACAUAGGGAGCAAUCAUUGUUUGUAGACUUCUGUUUCAGAGGUUUUUGCACGUACGUUUAUUAUCACGUGCUUAUUUUGAAAUCAUUAUGGGAGACAUCCUUCAAAAACUGGCCUGAUGUUCAUCUUACUCAGGAAAUCCAAGGAUGGCGGGAAAUGCAUUUUAUUUCAGAUAGGAUGUCAUUAUGGCAUGCCAUCCUAGCAUGGAAACAGAGCAUAGUUCUUGACAAUAUAUUGACUGUAGCUGUGGUCUGCUUUGAUCAAAAUGCAGGCGUUUUUUACACUCUAAUCAGUGUAAUAAAAUAAUACUUCUCUCUGUGGUAUAAGAAUUGGACUUCUAUAAUGCACUGUAGUCUAGGUUGCCAAGAAACAGCCAAUUAGGCAGCACUCACACCGAAAUGUGACUGUUACUGAGAAUGGACAGAGGGGUUAUUGGCUUUGCACUGUUUUACUCUUAAUAUUUGGCACUUGUUAGUAAGGGAAUUAAAUUUAAUGCAUUAAUUGUGAUGUGCUGGAACAGCUCAUUUUUGUGACAUUAUCACUUAUCUAAUACUUUGUGAUGUUCUGGUAUAAGGGUGAUAUUUACUUUAUAUAAUUUUAAAUAUCUAGAAGUUGGGCAAGUAGUGUGAACUAGUCAUGUAGGUGCUCUCCAGAGCACGUCUCCAGGGAGUAAUUCAACCGAUCUUAAAACGUCCUCUAAGGCAGGGGAUAUGAAUCAUUCUCUGGAGACCUAUUAGUCAGUGUUAACCAGAUGCCUUGACAAUUAGUUUUGACUAUGUGUCUCCCUUUUAAGUAGCUGAAAUCGAGACAAGCACUACCUGGAUUGUCAGGGAGUUGGUAAUACACCGAGCGGGCAACUCAGUGACGUGUUAUGUGGGAACAGAAGACGCCGAGUUCUUCUUUUUGAGGCUGUGAUAUGUUAUAAGAUCAGUAGUUCAAAACCCCUGACUUCUUCACCUCAGAAGUACCACAGCCCUGAAAUCUGAAAGAGGAAAUGGAAGUUGGUGGCUUUUUCUAUGCACUAUAUCACCACAAAUAAAAGUGUUUCUGUAUUUUGCAAGUUGCUGAGAAAGCUGUAGCAGAUGAACACCCAAGAAUUUAGUGGAAAUACACAAAACCAACGGUAUUUUCAAAAAUCGAGUGAAAGCUUUUUGCACUUUGUUUGCUUAUCAUCUUGCAUUUCUUUUGAGUAUUAUAUAUUAUGGCUGCUAGUGGAAACAAGUAGUUCAUGACCCAAAGCAUCUCCUAGUGUCCUUAAGCUUAGCCUCCAUUCUAUGGUCAUGGAGGAUGUGAAGUUCUUCAGUAGGGGUGACAUCAGCAUCAUUGUGUUAGAAGUGUCUCAAUUUUGGGUCCGAAGUAAUUUAUAAUGAAAUGUCACAUGCAAUGCUGCAAAGAUCUAACCUGGUUUUAUUUUUUUUCCUUAUUGCACUGGAAAUGUAUGUCUUCAUAAUUCAGUUUUAUAAUGGAGUUACGUUUUUUGUUUUGCUUAAUAUGUGUCUCUGUGUGGUAUGUGUAUGUUGAUCUCAUUAAAUUAUUGGUGGAUGGUAAUGGGAAUUUUGGGCCUGAGCUUGCCAAUGUACCUCACGUAUCUGGGAAGACACCAAAUAUCUCACUUCUAAUUUCUCUCUCUGAGGAGCACAAAAUAGUGAAGUGACUCCUUUAAGACACUACAGUAUUUCUCUGUACUUCUCUGUGAAGAAGUACAGUGUAAUAUUUCUCUGUACUUUUCUAGUUGAAGAAGAGUAUUUCAGAUUUUUUUUUUCCCAGUAGUGAGUUAAAGGAGCAAGUGAGAAUGUAAUCCUUGCUUCCAGACCUGCAGAGUUCAGCACACAGGGCCAAAUUUUCAGGUGUCUUAGCUAAAACUGAGUAUCUGACUUGAUAGUUGGAUGCUCAUCAGUAAUCAGGGAAUUAUAGUUGUUGCCUGUCUACAGACAUACCAAGGUCUGAAAUGUUAGAAUUUGGGGGGGAAAAAAAAAGUGGCUUCAUAUGUAGAAGUACUUCAUAUCUAAAGAAAGCUCUCAAAUCCUUAAAGCAAACUUUGGGCGCAGCAUGUGAUGGUGCAUUUGUGAUUUUGCUAUGUGGAAACAAUGGAAGCUUCCCAAACCUCAGCCAGUGAAAUGCUUGUGCUACUGUGAAGUCAACAGUUAGGAGACUCUACGCAGCUAGGAGUCUGGUAUGUAUACGUAGUGAGGUACUAUUUAACCUCACAUAUCGAUGAUGAAGACUAUCGUAUAUGCAUAUUUUUAGAGAGUGUGCUAUAUUACUUCCUGUUUUUGUACCAAUCUCCUAAAGUGCAUGCAUGGGGAACUGGAUAUUGAAAUCACUGUUAGGAGAGAAAAAAAAUAUUUGUGUGGGUCGUAUUACUGUCGUGCAAAUACAGUUUAAACACGCCAUCAGCAUGAGGACCAUUGCUUUUGCUGUGCCUCACGUCAUCACAGCAUGGAGUGCCCAUUAACUAACAGUAUUGCUGCUCUAUGUAUGUUUUGACCUAGCUGUGCUGGCAUUGCUGGUAGAACUAAGGUACGAGAGGGAGUCAUAGAGACAAAGAUGCUCUGUUAAGACCAGUGUUUUAGAGGACAAGCUUAUCUUUCUGAAGUAUGCUAUAAUGCUAGGAGAGGCAGUUUCUCCCAGGACAAUGACAGGCUAGACAGUGUUAUCAUCAAUACACCCAGUGGCUGCACUAAGAGAGGGAUAGUAUUAGCUACACAGGGUGUACGUGUGUGGAUGGCUGGUCUCUUGCUGCAAGUUUACUGUAGUUUUACUCUCCUCUAUGAAUGUUAGAAGCACAUGUGUUCAAUAAUAUAUAGGUAUAGGGCUACCAUUAAAAGCUGUACUCAUUUGAGUAGUCCUGAGUCACACAAAGGUUUCAUCAGUAAGGAUUAUUCACGUGUAUAAGAGUAUGCAAGUUCUGAUACACAGGUUUUCUUUUAUACCUGUAAAACAACACAAAUUAAAACGUUGAAACACUCCUGAAGUUGUGUUGGUAUCGGCUCUUAGUCCGCUGCUUUCAGAAAUCCAAGGUAAAUGUUAUAUAGCAUGCUGCCGUCUGUUGCCACACAGUAGAAGAAAUGUUUUUAGGCAGACCUGACAGAAGAAUAAUCUGUGAUUGAUUUGGGAGUUCCUUACCUCCAACCAGUGGUGCUUCUAAGGCUGUUCAGCUGGCUGGGAUCUCAGCAGAAAACUUUCUAGGAUGCAGGCAGUUUGAGAGACUAGUGUUUUACGAAACAAUAUCGGUACGGGUUAUUUAUUGUUUAAGAUGAGAAUAUUUAGUUGAUUUACACUGGAAUCAGAAAUAAAUCAUUACAUUAAAAAGGAUCUGGUAACUUUUUCCUGCAC